Molecule: messenger RNA, 2016 nt
Organism: Lates calcarifer (barramundi perch)
Lineage: Eukaryota; Metazoa; Chordata; Actinopteri; Centropomidae
Gene: plek2
Product: pleckstrin 2
Exons: 9
Coding region: 101-1177 (358 amino acids)
Biological process (GO): actin cytoskeleton organization; intracellular signal transduction
Cellular component (GO): plasma membrane
Source: RefSeq, a predicted model, not a curated record
CAGUGACGGCAAAAAAAAAAAAAACCUCCCAAACUCAACAUUCAAAACCUGAGCAGGCUGGAAAAGGCAAAGCUCAGCUGAAAGGAUCAGGCUGAACAGUAUGGCUACAGACAAGAAGAACGCGAUUCUAAGAGAAGGAUUCCUGGUGAAAAGGGGUCAUGUUGUACACAACUGGAAGGCACGCUGGUUUGUGUUGAUGCCAGACAAACUGCUCUACUAUAAAUACGAAGGAGGGAAAAGAGACUCAUGUCAGCGAGGGAAAAUCCUGCUGAAGGACUGUGUGCUAACUUGUCCCUUUCUGGAGUAUGAAAAUCGACCGUUGGUGUUCAAACUUCAGACGGCACAUAAAGUGGAUCAUUAUCUGGAGGCUUGUUCCAGAGAAGAGCGAGAUGCGUGGGCAGCUGACGUCACUGCUGCAGUCGACAAGCUGCGGACAGCUGAUGGAGGGAAGACCACAAACCAGCAAGAACCUGAUAAGUCCCAGUUGCACAACAUAGAUCUCAGCAAAGUGUUGGACUCCAUGUAUGACGUCCACAGUGGAAUCAAGAUGAGCAACCACGUGGAGCAGGGCAGCACUUACAGCAACUGUUUCUCAGGUUCAGCUGUUGUGGACUGGCUGGUGUUCAUGCAGCUGGUUCUGACCCGUGUGGAGGCCGUGACGCUGGCCUCCGCCCUGCUGGAGGAGGGUUUCCUGCGGACUGUGGGCAUGAGGAGCGUGGAGGCCCUCCGCACCGCCGGGCUCAGUGAGCAGUUCAUGGACGACUCCACUGCACUGUACAGCUUUUCUGAUAGUUUAAAGAAAAGAGGCAGCGUGAAGGCAGAGACGUCGCUGUCUGCAGUGGAGCUGAGUGGAGCAGUGGUAAAGAGAGGAUAUCUGCUUAAACAGGGACACAGAAGGAAGAACUGGAAGGUGCGACUGUUUGUGCUGCGUUCAGAGCCCGCUUUCCUUCACUACUAUGAUCCCACUAAGGAUGACCUCAGCCCCGUUGGCGGCUUCUCACUGCGAGGCUGUCUGGUGUCGUCUCUGAACGAUAAUGGAGUUCCCUCAGGUGUGAAAGGCAACAUUCAGGGAAACCUGUUUAAAAUCAUCACUCAGUCAGACACACAUUAUUUCAUCCAGGCUCCGACCCACCAGGAGAAGAUGGACUGGAUAGAUGCGAUCAGAGAGCAAACAUAGAACAGCUGAUCAAACUUUUUUACAUUUCAACAACUUAACCUGGUAUGAAGAAAAGUGAAUUUACACAUUCCAUGAAUGUACUGUAGCAACAAACUGGGACCAUGCAAUCUGAAUAAGAGUAUUAGUGGUUAUGUAACAUUUCUGUUGAUCUAAUCUCCAAAAUAGGAAAAUUAGAAAUCGUAAAAAAAAAGUUUGCACAGGGAGGAUUUAAAGACUUUAAACUGUAGCAUUUUUCUUGUGAUAAUUCAGUUUAAUUUUUUUAAGUUUUUAAUGUGUUUUACAAGAUUUUUUUUCUAUAUCAAACAUAAUGCUUUGGACUUUAUUCCCCAAGCUGAAUUAUUAUACAGCUCCACACACAGAGUACAUUCACCCAGGUACUUCUGUACAAUUUUAGAUACUUGUACUUUAUUAGAGUAUAAUUUUUAAGCUACACUUAUGACAGCUGUAGUUACAUUUCAGAUGAAACAUAAAUAUUAUAUUAAAAUACAAUACGUUGCUAAAUAUUAGAGUUGUUCCCAACUUCUUUUGCUUGUAGUGAGAAACAUUUUUUAUCUUUCAGAUGUAGAGAGACAUUUCAUGUUUAAGUUUGAGCUGCAAGAAUCUGAACUUAUCCAAUAUUUUAACAACAAAAAAUUUAAAUUAAAACAAAUUUGCUGUUGAAGCUUAUUGUCUCAUGAUGGAGCAAGUGCUAUUUUUAUAAUAGCUCAAACUUGAAUUGAUUUAAAUGAAUUUAUCCUUUAUCACAGGUCAAUCAAGUUAUAUCAUUUAUUCUAUAUAUUGUCAGGAAAUACUGAAAAAAUGUGAUAUGAUAAUAAAGAAUUUAGGUCAUAUUGUCCUUA